AUGGGAGAUUUCCGUGGAUUUUGUCCUGCUCUGCAUUUUUGUUCUCAAUCCUCGUCCAACCAUCCUGUGGUUGAGUGCGCUCGCCGGCUACCUUGCUGCGUUCCUCCUCCAAGGAAGCGCCGCAGGAAGAGAGACGCCUGCUACAACUACACUGAGCUGAAUGAUACAUGGAGAUUUUUCAAUAAUACACACACCUACUCCUCCUACUCCUCCUACAAGUGUGACCAGUCUGUCUCCUGGAGCGGCUGGUAUCGUCUCUUCAUUAACAACACUAGCGCUCAUAUCCCAGAAACGUGUGUUCCUAAGUACAGCUGUGGCACUGAUGUCCCACUGUGGAUCCGUGGUGGACACCCAACAGUAACAGAUGGAGUCGUCACUCGAGAUGUCUGCGGUCACUAUGACAAUUACUGCUGCUAUUUCGAGUCUUUUCCCAUUAAAGUCAAAGCCUGUCCAGGAGAUUAUUAUGUCUAUGAGCUGGUCAGUCCAACUCUCUGUUCUUUAGCAUACUGUGCAGACACUGGCAGCAUUAACACCAGCCCUACAACUGUCACACCAGUGACCAUCUCACCUGACCCCUGCUACAACUACAUUGUGCUGGACGAUCCAUGGAGAUCCAUCAGUAAUACACACGCUUCAGUCAAAAAGUGUGACACGUCUGUCUCCUGGAGCGGCUGGUAUCGUCUCUUCAUUAACAACACUAGCGCUCAUAUCCCAGAAACGUGUGUUGCUAAGUACAGCUGUGGCACUGAUGUCCCACUGUGGAUCCGUGGUGGACACCCAACAGUAACAGAUGGAGUCGUCACUCGAGAUGUCUGCGGUAACUGGGACAAUUACUGCUGCUAUUUCGGGUCUUUUCCCAUCAAAGUCAAAGCCUGUCCAGGAGAUUAUUAUGUCUAUGAGCUGCUCAGACCAACUCUCUGUUCUUUAGCAUACUGUGCAGACACUGGCAGCAUUAACACCAGCCCUACAGCUGUCACACCAGUGACCAUCUCACCUGGUAAUCGAUCUCUGUUAGCUUCGUUUGUGUCAGGGACUUCCUGGAAUGUCACAUGA
Messenger RNA from Rhinichthys klamathensis goyatoka, 1053 nucleotides. RefSeq lists its product as uncharacterized. The coding region runs from base 1 to 1053 and encodes 350 amino acids. Lineage: Eukaryota; Metazoa; Chordata; Actinopteri; Cypriniformes; Leuciscidae. The transcript has 6 exons. The record is from RefSeq and is a predicted model, not a curated record.